Molecule: messenger RNA, 696 nt
Organism: Penicillium nucicola
Lineage: Eukaryota; Fungi; Ascomycota; Eurotiomycetes; Eurotiales; Aspergillaceae
Product: GNAT family N-acetyltransferase
Exons: 1
Coding region: 1-696 (231 amino acids)
Molecular function (GO): acyltransferase activity, transferring groups other than amino-acyl groups
Source: RefSeq, a predicted model, not a curated record
AUGGCAUCGAAGGAAAUACACACUUAUAGCUACUUUCGCGCCUCAAAAACCGAGGACCUUCUCGCAGCGGCUCAUCAAUACAAAAAGCUCCGCCUGGAAGCGCUGCAGCUUUCCCCUUCUUCUUUUGCUUCCAAUUACGAAGUCGAGUCUCAAUUUACCGACGAUUACUGGGUCUCAAGAUUGACGCAAGAUGGUGCAGUAACUUUCAUCUGUACUGCAUCUCGAAUAGCUGAGAACGAUAUCUCGAACGACAUUGAACCAAAAUGGGUGGCGCAAGUCACCUUCCUAGGGCCUCAAGCCGAGCAAGAUUUCACCAUCCCAAUUGACACUCGAAACUUCCCUGUGAUCACCAGCACAUCUGAAAAGCAAGAACGAUGGCAGAUGCUUGGUCUUUUCACCCAUCCUUCCCAUCGAGGCAAAGGCAUCGCAAAGACCCUCACACGGAAUGCUUUGGAUUAUCUUACCACACGUCAAGACCGGACGAGGGAUAUUAUAGUUCGUCUCAUGGUGAAGCCUGGGAUGCAUGCUACGAUUAAGAUGUAUCAGCAACUCGGAUUCGUCGAAGUGGGCUACUGUUCUCUUGCAAAUGCUCUGAUUGGGAAUGGAGAUCGACAGAAUUUGCCAGAAGGCUAUGAAAAUCUGGACAAGUAUACUGCUUGUACUAGCCACGUCAUGAUGCAGCAUUUUUCGAGUUGA